Messenger RNA from Hylaeus anthracinus, 1610 nucleotides. RefSeq names its product maltase 1-like. Gene Ontology annotation, biological process: carbohydrate metabolic process. The record is from RefSeq and is a predicted model, not a curated record. The transcript is spliced from 7 exons. Bases 16 to 1590 code for a protein of 524 amino acids. Lineage: Eukaryota; Metazoa; Arthropoda; Insecta; Hymenoptera; Colletidae.
UGCGUUAUUGUAAUCAUGAAGAGCACCGGUCACAUUGUCAUCCUCCUGCUGGCGGCGGUCGCGCUGACUUCCGCCAAGAUCCUCAACAAGGACUGGUGGAAAUCGACGGUCUUCUACCAAAUAUACCCUAGGAGCUUUAUGGACUCUGAUGGCGAUGGAAUAGGGGAUCUGAAAGGCAUAACGAGUAAGCUGGACCACAUCAAGGACGCUGGAAUAGGAGCCAUCUGGCUGUCGCCGAUCUAUAAGAGCCCCAUGGUUGAUUUCGGAUACGACAUAGAAGAUUUCCGUAGUAUUGACAAAACUUUUGGCACGUUGGACGACUUGAAGGCACUUAUAGCCCGCGCUAAAGAACUCGCCUUAAAGGUUGUCCUGGAUCUCGUUCCUAAUCAUACUUCCGACAAACAUGAGUGGUUCCUAAAGAGCUUAAAUAAAACGAGCAAGUACGCCGAUUAUUACAUGUGGAAGAAUACUAAAUUGCCACCAAACAACUGGUUAAGUGUAUUCAAUGGAUCAGGUUGGACGUUCAACGAAGCGCGAAAGGAAUGGUACUUUCACCAAUUCUACAAGGAGCAACCCGAUUUGAAUUACACCAAUCCCGCCGUGCAGGAAGAGAUGAAGGAUGUAAUAAAGUAUUGGUUGGACAUGGGGAUAGACGGUUUCCGUAUCGACGCUGUGCCGCAUAUAUUCGAGAGUAACAUAGACAAAGACGAGCCUCCGAGUUAUUUAAGCAAGAAUUCAUCCGAGUAUACUUAUUUGAGUCACAUCUAUACGAAGGAUCAACCUCAAACGUACGAUCUGAUACAAAACUGGCGGGAAUUCGUGGACAAGUACGCUGACGAACUCAACCAGGAUGAAAAGGUGUUACUGACAGAGGCAUACACCGGUUGGGAUAACACAAUCAAGUAUUACAAAUAUGGCUCGAACGUUCCAUUCAACUUUAAAUUCAUAACGAACGUGAACAGCAACUCCACUGCCGCUGACUUCAAGGAGAUCAUAGAUCACUGGAUAAGUUCCACCCCCACUGGCUUCGCCCCCAAUUGGGUGAUGGGAAACCACGAUCGCACUCGUAUCGGUACUCGUUACCCUGGAAGGACGGAUCAGAUGACGAUGUUGGCGAUGAUUUUGCCCGGAGUGGCGGUGACUUACUACGGAGAGGAAAUCGGGAUGGUGGACAACAGCACCCUGCGCGUAUACGAUUUUCGCGAUGGCUGCCGCACCCCGAUGCAAUGGAACGACAGUGCACAAGCAGGCUUCAGUACAAACGCAACAACAUGGCUUCCCGUUAACACCAAUUAUCAUGAGCUGAACUUGGAAAAGGAGAAAAAGGACCCCAACUCCCAUUACAAUCUCUACAAGAGUUUGACGCGUCUACGAAAUUCGUCGGUUGCGCUCAAACACGGUAAUACCACGGCGUUCGUCGUGAACAAUGACGUGCUGGCUGUCGUUCGAAACACCAGCGACGAAGUGGUUGCGCUUUUGAUAAACUUCUCCAAUGACAAGAGCACCACGGUUAAUGUGGCGAAUUUGACCAGUUGGAAAAGAACAUCGAUCAAAGCCGGCAGCGUGAGCUCUGGAGUGAAGUUGAAGUAAGUAAAUAGCGAUACGUUUUA